UCGGCGAAAAAUGUAACGGGCACACUAAAAAGAAGUAAAACAGAUUUCACUAACUAAUUGUCAAAACAAAGUAAAUUUCGAGACAAAUACGAGAUAAACAAGGCGAUGAACGACACGCCACGCACACCUGCCACUCCGGGCACACCCGGAACUCCCGGCAGCUUGGCCAUGGAGGUGGCCCGCAUCCAGAACUCCGCGCUGGCCGAAUUCAAGAAGCCCACGGCAAUGGUGCGCCCCAAGAACAAACCGAAGAUCCUCACGGAGGAGAAGUACAUCGAGGAGAUGUCCAAGAUCAUCCAGCGCGACUUCUUCCCGGAUCUGGAGCGGCUGCGGGCCCAGAACGAUUACCUGGACGCGGAGUCGCGACGGGACUUUGUCCAAAUGGCCGAGAUUCGGGAGCGCUACAGUUUGGGCAGGAUUCCCGGCACAGGAAGAAGCUCCAGCCGAAGGAACAAUCAGCGGAAUAAUGCCAUGUCCCCGGCCACAUUUGAGACGCCAGUUAGCAUGGCCAACGGCAGCAACACUCCGCUGCUCAAUUCCCGGGCCACGGACACCCCCUUGUCCACUGCCAACUCCGAGAAGAGUGCCGCCGAGGGCGGGGACACCACAUCGAAGCUCUCCCUGGACGCCUUCCUGCAGAACUACACGAGCGAGGAUAACCAGAGCUUUCAGGAGAUCAUCGAAACGGCGGAAGCGAAGCUGCGCCAGAAGUACGCCGUGCUCUACAACCACGAAAAACUCUCGGCGGAGCAACUGCAGCGCGCCCUAAUGCUGCCCAGCAUAGAGAAGCAAUUCGAGGAGCCGGAUCCGUUGAGAAAAAUCGAAACGUGGAACUACACCAACAUGAACUCCAUAAUGUAUGUGCCCGAUGGCGUGGAGUACACGGAGGAGGAGCGUGUCCAGGCGGCAGAGCGCAAGCAGAGCAUCCAGCACAAUGCCACCAGGCUGCCGGAUGAAGCCAAGCACCGGGACACGGAGGGUAAAAAGCCGGAUGAAGUGUCAGUCAAUGGGGCGGGUGAAUCGACGGCCACGCCGAGAAUACGAGGAUUCGAUCUGCUGCGUUCACCAUCGCCGCGCCCCGGAGAAGCCUUCUCGCCCAUCAUGACCUGGGGCGAGAUCGACGGCACACCCUUUCGCCUCGACGGUGGCGACACUCCACUGCGACCCACCCAGGGACCCUCGUUCCGCAUCAACGAGAACUCCCGGCGCGAGAACAUCGCCAUCGCGCUGGCCGAGAAGGUCAGCGAGAAGAUGCGAAAUCAGAAGCAAAUGGCCCUCGAUACGGCGCGUCGGAACAUUGGAUCCCCGCUGAUACGCACCAAUAUGGAGCGCCUGGCCAGCAUGUCGCCGGCAGCCCAACUCUUGGCCACCGGGAAGCUGGGACUCCGCGGAACGCCCAGAUCGUUGCACACACCAUCGCCGCUGAGCGCCAGGAAGCGCAAGAUAACGCCCGGCGUUGUGAGGAGCCACACUGGCAGCACUCCGCUGGGACCACCGAAACAGCAGUCGGAGUCGGGCAGGAUCGGCACUCCGGCCAAGAGUUCCACCAUCGACACGGGCUCCACGCUGACGGACGACCUGCUCAAGAUACCCACAAAGCGACGCUCUGCAGCCGACUUCUUUUAGCGCAUAAAGCGUGCCGUGUUCAUGUUUAGUUUCAAUUCAAUACCUCAUAAUGUUAAAACCAUAUUAUUUAUGGCAUUAAAAUGUAGCUAUUAAACCAA
Drosophila elegans is the source of this 1724-nucleotide messenger RNA. It is a transcript of the gene Es2, whose product is annotated as splicing factor ESS-2 homolog. The record is from RefSeq and is a predicted model, not a curated record. Gene Ontology annotation, cellular component: catalytic step 2 spliceosome. The coding region runs from base 106 to 1626 and encodes 506 amino acids. The transcript is spliced from 2 exons. Lineage: Eukaryota; Metazoa; Arthropoda; Insecta; Diptera; Drosophilidae.